Cavia porcellus (domestic guinea pig) is the source of this 522-nucleotide messenger RNA. It is a transcript of the gene Elob, whose product is annotated as elongin B. The record is from RefSeq and is a predicted model, not a curated record. The transcript has 4 exons. Gene Ontology annotation, biological process: transcription elongation by RNA polymerase II. Gene Ontology annotation, cellular component: elongin complex; VCB complex. The coding region runs from base 129 to 485 and encodes 118 amino acids. Gene Ontology annotation, molecular function: protein binding. NCBI's taxonomy places the organism in Eukaryota, Metazoa, Chordata, Mammalia, Rodentia, Caviidae.
UACUUAAAAUGGCGGUAGAUGAGAGGGCGUGGCCGGGCGCGCGCGGCGCAUGCUGGGACUCGCGCUGUGUGCCGGGAAGGGGCGGAGCGCUGCCGCGCCGGCGCGUCUAGAGAGAGGCAGCCGCGGAGAUGGACGUGUUCCUCAUGAUCCGGCGCCACAAGACCACCAUCUUCACGGACGCCAAGGAGUCGAGCACCGUGUUCGAGCUGAAGCGCAUCGUCGAGGGCAUUCUCAAGCGGCCGCCCGACGAGCAGAGACUUUACAAGGAUGACCAGCUACUAGAUGAUGGCAAAACGCUGGGCGAGUGUGGUUUUACCAGCCAGACAGCAAGGCCACAAGCCCCAGCCACAGUGGGCCUGGCCUUCCGGGCAGAUGACACCUUUGAGGCCCUACGCAUUGAGCCCUUCUCUAGCCCACCGGAGCUUCCAGAUGUCAUGAAGCCUCAGGACUCUGGAGGUAGCGCCAAUGAACAAGCUGUGCAGUGAGGCCCUUUGCCCCAAUAAAGAGAUUUGUGUUUCUGCC